AUGGACAUGCAAAAUCAAACUGCGCUGAGUGAAUUCAUUCUGACUGGGAUCACAGACCACCCUGAGCUGCAGGCUCCAUUCUUGGGGCUGUUUCUCAUCAUCUACUUGAUCUCAGUGGUGGGCAACUUGGGCAUGAUCAUCCUCACCAAGAUGUACUCCAGGCUACAAACACCCAUGUACUUUUUCCUCAAAAACUUGGCUUUUAUUGAUCUCGGUUACUCAACAGCUGUGGGACCCAAAAUGUUGGUAAAUUUUAUAGUGAAGCAAAAUACAAUCUCCUAUAUUUGUUGUGCUACACAGUUAGCUUUCUUCAUCAUGUUCAUCACUAGUGAAAUUUUUAUUCUUUCAACAACGGCCUAUGACCGGUAUGUGGCCAUCUGUAACCCUCUGCUCUACACUAUCAUGAUGUCCCAAAAAGUAUGCUGGGAGCUGGUGGCAAUCCCCUAUCUCUACAGUGCCUUUCUGUCUCUGCUAACCACCGUAAAGAUUUUUAUUUCACCCUUCUGUGGCUAUAACAUUAGUCAUUUCUACUGUGAUAGUCUUCCCCUGUUAUCUUUGCUGUGCUCAAGCACCAGUGACAUUGAGUGGAUAAUACUGAUCUUUUCAGCUUUUAAUCUGGUGUCUUCUCUUCUUAUUGUACUCUUUUCUUACAUGCUGAUCCUUAGGGCCAUUCUCAGGAUGAACUCUUCAGAGGGCAGGCAAAAGGCCUUCUCCACAUGUGGAUCUCACCUGACAGUGGUAGUUGUGUUAUAUGGGACUUUAUUAUUUAUGUAUGUGCAGCCCAAGUCCAGUCACUCUUUUGAUACUGAUAAAAUGGCCUCUGUAUUUUAUACCAUGAUAAUACCCAUGCUGAAUCCCAUGAUCUAUAGCUUGAGAAACAAAGAGGUAAAAGCUGCCCUACACAGGAUCUGGAAAUAUCUGUGA
Messenger RNA from Choloepus didactylus (southern two-toed sloth), 924 nucleotides. RefSeq names its product olfactory receptor 8K3-like. Lineage: Eukaryota; Metazoa; Chordata; Mammalia; Pilosa; Megalonychidae. The record is from RefSeq and is a predicted model, not a curated record. The transcript has a single exon. Bases 1 to 924 code for a protein of 307 amino acids. Gene Ontology annotation, molecular function: G protein-coupled receptor activity; odorant binding; olfactory receptor activity. Gene Ontology annotation, biological process: G protein-coupled receptor signaling pathway; sensory perception of smell. Gene Ontology annotation, cellular component: membrane.